UGACAGGGCGUGGAUUGUCUGUAAUGCUUGAGUCUUUGAUAAACUAAAAUAAACAGCGGAGAAAGCGAGAGCUCAGAGAGAGCGAGUGCAGCACAGAGAACAGCCCGAACCCCGCGGAGAAAUGCUGAAGUCCUGCUGUAUUUACAGCACAGGGCUGCUGUCUAUUCUCGUCCUGAUAGCUGGUAUCGCCCUGGUGCUGUCUCAUGUCUUCCCGACCGCGCUGAACAACAGGAUAAAGAAUGAGGUUGUGCUGGAAAAUGGAACAGAGGCUUAUGCGGUUUGGCAGGACCCUCCGGCCCCGGUGUACAUGCAGUUUUACUUCUUCAAUCUGACAAACCCCGGUGAGAUGCUGAAAGGAGAGAGGCCUGCGGUGAUGGAGGUCGGCCCCUAUACGUACAGAGAGUAUCGGCCAAUGGAGAAUGUGACCUUUAUGGAGAACGGUACCAAAGUAGCUGCAGUCAAUCCUAAAACCUACGUGUUUGAGCCUAACAUGUCACGAGGCUCAGAGGAUGACCUCAUCCGGACUGUCAACAUCCCUGCAGUGACUGUGAUGGAGAUGUAUAAAGAUUCAUUCUUCGCCCGACUGCUCGCUGAUUUGAUGACUGGUUAUAACGUCGAGCUUUUUGUGACGCGGACAGUGGGGGAGCUGCUGUGGGGCUAUGAGGACAUUUUGCUGAAGGAACUUAAAAAGCUGAAACCCUCGCUGGAUCCCUACUUCGGUUUGUUCUACAAGAUGAACACAACAGAUGAUGGCGAGUAUGUGUUUUUUACAGGAAAACAAGACUAUCAGGACUUUGCUCGAAUAGAUCAGUGGAGAGGAAAUAGCUCCCUGGAUUGGUGGAAUACGCCUGAGUGCAACAUGAUCAAUGGAACGAAUGGAGCAUCUUUUCAUCCAAUCAUCUCCAAGACAGAGAGGCUCUACAUGUUCUCCUCCGACCUCUGCAGGUCCAUCUACGCAACGUUUGAGUCUGAGCUCAGUGUGAUGGGGAUCCCUGCGUACCGCUUCGUUCCUCCCAGUGAAGUGUUCGCCAAUAAGACAGUAAAUCCUGAUAAUGCUGGUUUCUGCGUUGGUAACUACUGCCUCAGCUCUGGCCUGCUGAACGUCAGCGUCUGUAAACAAGGUGCUCCGAUCAUUAUGUCGUCUCCUCAUUUCUACCAGGCAGAUGACAUGUUUGCUCAGGAUGUAAUUGGAAUGCAUCCCAACAAGGAGGAACACCAGACAGCCAUUGAUAUUAAUCCGCUCACGGGAAUGGUGGUGCAGGCUGCGAAGCGUCUUCAGGUCAACGUCUUCGUUGAGAAGCUAUCGGCCUUCACACUAACAGGAAAUGUCCGGACGUUGGUCUACCCAGUCAUGUACCUGAAUGAGAGCGUGCUCAUUGACGCCGAUUCCGCCAAGAAGCUUGGAGCCGUCGUGCAGGAGGCCAACGUGGUGAUCAACAUUCCCUUCAUGGUGAUUGGUUUGGGCGUGCUGCUGGGGGUCGUCUUCAUGCUGCUGCUGUGCUGUCUGAGGACCCCACAGAGCACUGCUGCUGAACGCCAGCCCUUACUGGAGUCGUAACUGGGAGUACUGGCCUUUUCUUUCAUGUUGUGUGAACUGGAGGUAGCUGUCGCACUGAAUCCACAUCACUUUAACGUUUGUUAAUACAUGCCGAUACAGUUUUCACCCAGGAUUAUUGCCAGUCGCUGUUCGCCAAGCACCACCUGGAUUGAGACUGGAGUAGCAUGAUGCCAUCGGCUGCGAGGACUCUUUUUAAGUUGUUGGUUUUUUUUUUUUUGUUGUUUUAUAUUGUUUUUAUUUGAGAUUUUUUAUAUAAUAAGCAGCAUUGCAAUGAGUGGCAUGGUUGAAGAUGUAAAACUGUCAAUGUAGACCAUUUAAAAUAUAGAUAACAUCCCGAGAAAGAGUCUGAGGGAGUACAGACAUGGAUCACACAUCAGGGAUCAUAGUGGAAAAUGUUGCUUUAAUGAGAAAUAUGAAUAAGAAUAAUGUUUGCACCUGGUUUAUACAUAGAUUUAUUUUAAAUAAUUAAUUUCAAAUUUUAUGUUAUUUUCUACCCAUUUUUGAAUGCCAAUAACCCAAUCCUCAUUCAUAUGGAGGAGCCCUGCCUCCUUCCUAACUGACGCCAAUGCCGAAUCACUAGGCUAUAGAACACUAUUAGAGGAAAGUGCCAGAUCCCCAGCUCACAUAAAGCAAACCCAGUGGACUACAGCCUCAGCCUUCUUCCUAAAAGCUCCAUGACCGGACAUGAGGAUAAAAUGCAAGUAAACAUUGACAUUGAUUAAUCUGAUGAAUAGAGACUUAAAGCUUAGAACCCAGAAGGACUACAAGACGAUUGAUGAGAUGGAUAAUUUUCUUCUGAACAAGUAGCUAAGCACUGAGCUUCAGCUAAGAUUGUCUAACCUUACUAACCUAGCUUGCUAAUUUACCAAAACCACUAGUAGGCAUAGACGUUUUAAGUCAUUUUUACAUUCAAGUGCUCACAUUCAUAGUCCGUAGUCCAUGUACAGCUGGGGGUAGUUCUGCAUGAUAUUGGAAAAAAAAUACAUUUACAUUUUUUUUGACAAUAUAUGUUGCAAUAUUGCACAAUGCAGGGCCCAUGACAUCACCAGUCCCUCCCUCUCCUGCGCAUUGUCUCGCGUCCGGACUGAUCAAGAGCGAGGCAGUCAAAACCCGAGGAAAACAACAGUAAUCGGCCCUUUAAUCAGGCAUUUAAAUGGCUUUUUAGCUGUAUCUGUGCAAAACUGUGCUGGACUGCAGUGCACAGCUUUCGACAAGUGUGUUUAACAGCACAAGCCCAACCAUAUGGAUGAAGGCUAGGCUGUUACCUCACGUUUACUUCUGACCCACCCCCCUCACGCUCUACCUCCCCCUCUUGCUUCUCUUGCAGGCAGCAGCAGCCUUUCACUCACACAGACACAGAGACAGCGCUGUGUAUCUACUUCUUGUGUCAAGAACCAAAACAUUGCAACAUGACGUGUUGGAUUUAAUUACUUUAUGUGACAAUAGCACGUCCUGGAAUGUGACUAUUGCGAUGACGAUGCUUAAAUGAUGUAUCGUGCAGCCCUAGCUGGGGGUAUUUGAGAAAUGUAGUUAUCUAGACUAGUUCUAUCUAAUGGCAUCAGCAUAGAGCACGCUAACAUAAACUACAUUCAAACUGUUUACCACCUCAGCAGCAACCAGAUCGACAGAAGCUUAUGAGGCUGUUGGGUUGCUAUGAUACACUCUGUGAGCAGAGAGUGCCAUCUCGCCACCUUUUAAAAAUCACGAUUAAUUGUGCUCGCUCAGACUCCAGCUGCUGAUGCAAUACGCAACAGAAUUAACCAGGACCGGAACCAAAGAUCUAGUGAAAAUUAAUACAUUUAGAAUUAAAAUUGAAUUUUCCUUACUAAAAUCUUCCACGAUUGACAGAAGUGUAAUAAAAGGUGAUUACCCAACUCGCUCUAAUAUAAUCACGCCCUGCACUGCAGUCACUCCAGUCUGUUUGUUUUGGUCACAGAUUCAACAGAAAAAAAGCUAAAUUUAGAAACUGACCAACACUGUGUGCACAAACUGCUAAAUUUAGAAACUGACCCCCACUGUGUCCGCAGUGUCCUUAAUAUCAUAACUGACUGACAUGUUUAAGUCCUGUUUCUGAUUGGUUCCUCUUGAACACUAGGGAGGGGCGUGCUCAAUCACUUCUGCUCUUGUGAUCCUGGUUUAGUUGUGUUUGAGAUUUUUCAGCCAUUUAAAAUAUAAUUUAAAUAUUCCAUUUUGUUUAAUAUGUUGAUAGAAAAUGUUUGUAAUUUGUCAUUUUUAUUAUUUUUUUUCAUCCAUUUUGGAGAUUUUUAUCAAUUUUAUAUGAAUGUUUUGGCCAAAACCGAACAAUUUUUUAAAUUAUUUUUUUCUCUGACACUUUAAAAUGCGUAUUUCGUAUGAAUGGUAUGUUUGCUGCAUUUAAAAGAAAAGAUCACCUCACUCCACAGAAAUGCCACUGUUCAGUGUAAAUUAAGUUUUUAUUUUUUAUUAAUUUGUUUUUUUACAUUUUGGGACAAAUGAUUUAGCUUUCCCAAUAUUAGCUACAUCCAUACUUAAUAUAACAUACAUUCUUUCUUCUUCAAACAAAACCGUGUGGGAGUUUUUAGAGGUUUUAUCAGUUACUCCAGUUAGUCCAGCAUUUAUUAUACUAUACAGCUCUGAAAAAAAGAAGAGACCACUUAAUGAUGAUGAUUUUCCUUGAUUUUACCAAAUUGAAAACCUCUGGAAUAUAAUCAAGAGGAAGAUGGAUGAUCACAAGCCAUCAGACCAAACUGAACUGCUUGAAUUUUUGCACCAGGAGUGUAAAGCAUAAAGUUAUCCAAAAGCAGUGUGUAAGACUGUUGGAGGAGAACAUGCCAAGAAGCAUAAAAACAGUGAUUAAAAACUAGGAUUGUUUAACCAAAUAUUGAUUUAAAACUUUAUGAAUAUGAACUUGUUUUCUUUGCAUUAUUUGAGGUCUAAAGCUCUGCAUCUUUUUGUUAUUUCAGCCAUUUCUCAUUUUCUGCAAAUAAAUGCUCUAAAUGACAAUAUUUAUUUGGAAUUUGGGAGAAAUAUUGCCCAUAGUUUAUAAAAUAAAACAACAAUGUUCAUUUACCUCAAACUUAUACCUAUAAAUAGCAAAAUCAGAGCAACUGAUCCAGAAACUGAAGUGGUCUCUUAUUUUUUUCCAGAGUUGUAUAUAUUAAAAAAUUUAUAGAUAUUGAUAAUGUACUCCCUGUAUUGUAUAUUGGAGUACAGUAAAUUAUAUGGGAUUCAUGUUAUCUGCUUCUACUAGAUAAAAGAAAAUAUCCUUUUUAUCGAGCGGCAAAAAUGACAAUAUUAAUAACUUUAAUUUAAAUUUGCCUUACCUGACAUUGCUCGUCCUGCGAUGAGUCAGUUAUGCAUGUCCACAUUGCUAAUAUGUAGAAUCUGUCUAGAGAAUCAGCCAUUCUACCACCAAACCUAAUUAAAUUUGAGGUGUUAAGAGUUAAUAAUUCUGUAUCAGUGUUUGUGUAUUUGAGCCAAAAAUGUACAGUUUGCGUUUUCAUUAACAUUUGUCUAUCCAUAAAAAAUGUCCUCUUUUUAUCAUUUUUUUUAUUUUGUUGCUACUGAUGAUGCAAAUGUGCGUAAAUUGAAACUUUGCAGAUUUUUUAAUAUUUGAUAAAUGUUAUUGAUAAAGUCAUGAAAGUUAGUUGUCAUGCUCAUAUUGAUUGUACUUCAAUCUCCAAGGUUGUCUCAUGUACACAAGGUUCCCACAGCAAACAGCAGUGUUUGGAUUUGUCCAGAGUUUAUUUGAGUUCAGGCGAAACUGGAAUCCAUAUCCAGUCUAAUCUGCUUUUAAAUUGAAAUAUAUAUAUAUUUUCUGUUAUUCCAAUAUUCAGUGCUGUGUCACAUUGUAAGAUGCCAAGAAAGUGGUUCGCCAAUUCACAAAAUCGUAUUAUAACAUAAAAUAUCAAAUUCAGAUCUUUGAUUCUGUAAGGUGUUGAAUUUGAUCAUUUUUAGCCGUUUUUAAAAACCUCUUUACUAAAAGUAUCGUAAGUUUCAUAUUUCAAUACAGUAACAUUAUUAGGGCUAAAUGAAUGUAUUAAAAUCAUGUGAUUUCAGCCAUUGAAGUUCAGUGUUAUCACAGCUGUUUCAAACCCUCACAUCUGAGCACUGUAUCUGUAGUUACAAUUAAUAUAUUAAUGAUAAAAAGCACGCCAAAAUAAACAUGCUUUAAUUUAUCGCAGUGUUAUGUGGGUAUUUCGCAUAUUAGCAAUUUUAACCAAUGAGAAAGUUUAAUUAAUAUGAGAUGUUGAAAUAUCAGGAAAAAUAUGUUUUUUUUUUUUAGUUUAUUACUUUUAUUUGUUUAUUUUGUUUCAUUCAUUGCAGGGAAAAAAAUAUAUCUUAAUCAAUUCUGUUUACUUUUACUGUUUUUUUUUUUAUUUAGUAAACUAAGUCACCAUUUUGAGAAAGUAAGUUGUUUUAAUAUAAUAAUUUAAAGUUAUGAAGUUAUUUUGCUAAAACAAAAAAUUUAAGGAAUUUUUAUUAAUGUGAUCCACUAAGGGCCCUAUUGUAGCGAUCUCUUGGCAAAACAUUAACUGAGUAUGAGUGCGUCUUUGCUAUCAUAAUGACGGGAAAAGUACACCUUGUGUGGCUUAAAAUGUUAGUUAAAAAUGGGUGUGGUUUUGGAGUAACAUGAAAUAUACUAAUCAGUGUGUCACUUGCCAUCCCCUUUAAGAGUCAGGUGUGCUCUGAUUGAUAGUUUUGUAUUGAUUUAGAAUAAUGUUAUUUUAUUUUGUAUUCUGAUUAUUGUUGAUGUCAAAUGUGUGCAUAACAAGUGAGGGUGUACAUGUGUUGGGCAUGUGGCUGUGUUGACAAUUCUCUGCCAAGAGAGCAAUGAACAUCCAUCCAUCUGACUGUUGUCAUUGGUCUAGGCUAUUUUCAGUCAGUGGUGCACUUUUGUUUUCCGUUGCCAAGAUAGCAAUCUGCCAAAAAUGUACCUAAACACACUUUAUUUUAUUACCGCCACGCCCAUCAGUGUAGAUAUAUUCACAAGCACCAUUGCUAUUUUAACAAUGCAGGCACAGGGGGUGAAAAAAGACUUUUCAUAGGGUGUAAGGUGGGCAUGUGACACGCCUAAUAUAGGGUGUGAGGUGGGGCCCUAAGUCUGUUUAAAUGCAGAAUAAAAAAUUAGGGAAUAUGACUAAUUUUUAGAUACUAAAGACAAAGUUUUAGGGAAAUUAGUUAAUUUGAUAUGCAUAAUUAAAAUUUAAAUUAAUUUUAAAGUUUUCAAAAGAAUUGAAAGAUGUAAAAUGCAUUUUUUUUUUUGUGAUUCCAAUAUGCAAAGUCAAGUGUGAUGUGAAAACUUUGAACAAACAAUGGUCAUAGUGAGAAGGCUAAAGUGUUUUUUUUUUUCUUCAAUAUAUACCUGUACAUAUAUACCUGUACCUCUUUGGAAUGAGCUUAAGCUUUUAAUGUGUGUAUUAAAUAUGAAAAGGGAAAUCUGCUGCAUUUUGAUUUGAUCCGUUAAUCUGUUGAUUACGCUGAUUAUCUUUAUCUGAUUUGAGAAAUUGUUAUUUUCCACUACUUUAAGUUGCACUUUAGCAGUAAUGUGUAAAACUCUGUUGGGUGUUUUCUGCGAGAGCUGGGUAUCAGUCUGUAUUUUUCAGUGUCGUUCUCAUUAUUAAUACCACUUCCUGAAAGUUACAGGGAGUUACAUUACUAAAAGUGGGCGUGGCUUAUUAAAGCAGAACUCAAUUGAUUGGGUGCUGGCUGUUUAUCACAGUGUAUCGGCACAGUGUAUGAGUCAUCAGGAAAUGCUGAUUUCUGAACAAGCAUUCUUAUUGGCUUGGAAUUCAGAUUCAGAUAAUGACAACUGCUGAAUGAUGAUGAUGAUGAUGAUGAUGAUGAUGAUGAUGAUGAUGAUUAAUCAGAAUUGAUGCAGUGUGGCACUGUAAUAAAGUACUGGAUUUUGAUACCCGGCUGUGUUCUGUAGCUGUGCUAACUGUGCAGUGUUGUGUUUGAACUGAUUCUCGUGUAAUGCAGGUUCUGAUGGUUCUGGGUGAACUCAUGUAUUUUCAUUCAACUCACACCUGAUUUUAGUUUUUGUAAUAUUUGCAAUAUUUUGUUGUUUGUUUUUUUAUUAUUAUUGCAUCAUGUAAAACUUGUAAAAGCAUCUGGAUUUUUUGGUUUUCCUUAAAAAAAAAAAAAAAAAACACAUAUUGCACUACCACUGUAACAAUAUCAAAAACAUGUAAAACACAAUAAAAAACAUUAUUUACA
This is a messenger RNA of Astyanax mexicanus (Mexican tetra), 7756 nucleotides long. It is a transcript of the gene scarb2c, whose product is annotated as scavenger receptor class B, member 2c. Bases 122 to 1558 code for a protein of 478 amino acids. The transcript has 12 exons. The record is from RefSeq and is a predicted model, not a curated record. Gene Ontology annotation, molecular function: scavenger receptor activity. Gene Ontology annotation, cellular component: membrane; cytoplasm; lysosome. Lineage: Eukaryota; Metazoa; Chordata; Actinopteri; Characiformes; Acestrorhamphidae. Gene Ontology annotation, biological process: protein targeting to lysosome; receptor-mediated endocytosis.